Molecule: messenger RNA, 1871 nt
Organism: Callorhinchus milii (elephant shark)
Lineage: Eukaryota; Metazoa; Chordata; Chondrichthyes; Chimaeriformes; Callorhinchidae
Product: cyclic AMP-dependent transcription factor ATF-1
Exons: 9
Coding region: 306-1262 (318 amino acids)
Biological process (GO): regulation of transcription by RNA polymerase II
Cellular component (GO): nucleus; ATF4-CREB1 transcription factor complex
Molecular function (GO): DNA-binding transcription factor activity, RNA polymerase II-specific; RNA polymerase II cis-regulatory region sequence-specific DNA binding; protein binding
Source: RefSeq, a predicted model, not a curated record
GGGAGGGAGGUUGGGUUGACGGGUGGGGGGGGGUUGAAAAGCUGAGGUAAAGUCGGGGGUGGACGGCGGCUGGGAAGGCGGGAGGCGAGGCCAGGCCCAGGCCCAGCGCGGACUCCGGAGCUGACCACGGAGCCCAGCAGGACUGGAUACAGAGUAGGAGCAGAAACCUGGCUGAUUUUCUUCUCGUUUUCUCCGCUGUCCUCGAGGCUAAUUGUAGACUCUUUAAGGGGAAGUUACACACAACAUGUCUGCUUCCAAGCAGCUUCUCACUUCCAGAUCUGCAGUCUAAAACAUGGUAACACAUAAUGGAGGAGGUGCAGCACGAUGGCAGUAACAGCACGGAUGCAGGAACACAACAACACCUGACAAUACAGGCUUCACAGCUUUCCCAGUUAGCACAGCAGGUGUCAAUGGGCGGUUCGACUCCAGUAACAGUACUUCAGCUGCCUGGGGGACAAUCCGUCCAUGUCCAAGGGGUAAUCCAGACAGCCCAGUCAUCAGUCAUCCAGGCCCCACAAAUACAGAGUGUUCAGGUAUCAGCGUUAUCAGAGAGUGAGGAUUCCCAGGAAUCAUCCGACAGUGUAUCAUCAUCACAGAAAUCCAGGGAGAUUCUUUCCAGACGUCCGUCAUACAGGAAAAUCCUGAAUGAGUUAUCUUCUGGAGACUCAGCACAAACAAAGAACGAGGGAAAAGGUGAUGAAGAGGCUGGUGCUACUCCCAUCACCACCAUGACUGUCCCAACACCCAUUUACCAGACCAGCACUGGACAGUACAUUGCUAUUGCACCCGGGGGAACGAUACAGCUUGCGAGUCCUGGGUCUGACAGUGUCCAGGGCCUCCAAACGCUCACCAUGACUAAUGCUGGCGGCACGCAGCAGGGAGCCACGAUUCUACAGUAUGCACAGACUGCAGACGGACAACAGAUACUCGUCCCCAGCAACCAGGUGGUGGUACAGACGGCCUCGGGCGAUGUACAAACGUAUCAGAUACGCACCACUCCCACCACCAACUCGCUCCCCCAAACCGUGAUGAUGACGUCGCCAGUCACCCUCCAGCCCCAAUCGACAAAGGCAGAAGACGCAACCUUGAAGCGUGAGAUUCGGCUAAUGAAAAACAGGGAAGCUGCACGCGAAUGUCGCAGAAAGAAGAAAGAAUACGUCAAAUGCCUGGAAAACCGUGUUGCUGUAUUGGAAAAUCAGAACAAGACCUUAAUUGAGGAACUGAAGACCUUAAAGGACCUUUACUGUCACAAAUCGGUCUAACUCUUUCAUAAACUCUGGGAACAUGAGUCCUAUGGACUAUUAGACUGAGGUGGGUGGGGGGGAGGGAAGAGCAUUUUUACAUGGAUUUAAUACGAAAUGGUUUGGGAAUAGAAACUGAAUAUAAAUUCUGUAACCCUUUUGCAUGAAUUUAAUGAAUUUAUCACAAAAAAGAGGAAGCAAGAGAGGCUGUGUUAAUGUCUGACUGAGCAACACCUGCAGAAAAGAGAAAUCCUGGAACGCCAGCAAAAAAGGAUUUGUCUGGGUCACCUGUUGGGACACGACUACGUUUUGGUGCGUGACAUUGUAACAUGACCACGUCGACUGGAAGUUCAUCUCUUAAAAUGGCUGAAUUCCAAUAAUGAAGGGAGCAGUGGGGGGGGUCUGCCUCCUCCGCUAGAGAGAUACCACCAGCAGACAACUGUUCACACCAGGAUCAUUGCAAACCACCACAGUGUUUCCUGUGGGUCUGUACGUCUGCAUAUCAUGUCUUGAAAGUUCCAACAGUUUCUGGUCUCGUAGUUUUACCUGAGGCAAGGACCAGAAAUAUUAUUUUAAAUAACAUUACGCCAGCCAUCAACCAAACUCCAUCGUCCCCCAUCCCCCCCCCCC